CCCCUUCAGAAUAAAAGCUCUGACAGAACUGGGCGAGAAGCGACCUUACUCGAACACACCGCCAUCAUUUACCGUGAAACCAUGAGGUAAUUAACUGAAUCAGGAUGCAUGCAUUGUCCAACUGAGAUGCUGACGACUAUUUUAAUGCAUCCUUCUUAAUUUAUGUCGUUGGACGUGUGGAGUUUACCGCAUACCUUUUGCUACAUCUUGCAUUAUCAUCCCUCUCUGCUUCGAGUUCGUGGAGAAGCCUGAUUUUGAGGUGGUGAUUUGUGAUAUUUGCUGUAAUCGGGAUCUUUUAAUAGCGCGGUAGGGACAGUAGCCCUCACUGACUGCAUCAUGGUCAACCUCUGCUGCCUUUGCUGCGGUGAAAUCCCUCAACCCCGCCCCCCUCCGUCCGGCCAGCAGGGACCACCGCGGGAUCCCCGCUCCGUGCAACAGCAGCAGCAGCCCGCUGGCUCCGGCCCAGACACUGAAGGGCUGAAGGAGGUGCACAAAAAAGAGGGUGCAACUGGAGGAAACAGAUCAAGUGAAUAAAAGGGAGUGGGUUUACAAUCUGUCUGUGACAUGCAAAAAGUGCAGCAUGCUGCCUUCAGAUUUGGACUCUGCAGCGGAGGACACAGCAGCCAGUGCUGCCAAUGAAGCUGAGGGAGAGGAGCAGGAGGAGGAGGAGGGGGAAGAGGACUCACCGGCUGAGAGCGAUGUCCUGGAGGAGGUAAGUGAAGACACUCUGUAUAUAGUCCAUGAUGCAUGCCAGUUAUUCAUUUUUUAAUUCAACUCAAACAAACACAUAAACAAGAUGCAGCUGGGUCUCAAAAGUAUUCAAUAACCUUUUAGGUUUAAAAAAGAAAGAAGAAUAAUUCUCACCAGCAAACUCUGAUGCAAGAUAAAUUUGAGUGCAAGUCACUCAUGCAUUAAAUACAAUAUAUCAUAUAACACUACAAUACAAGAAAUUACAUGGAAAAAAUACGCAUUUUGGUUUCUCUGCCAGUGGCUCACUGAAAAUUAAAUCUCUUAUUGACAUCCUUUAAGUGCUACUAUUGCUUCCACCUGCAGCCAAACAACCUCUCUGCUUGCUGAAAUGUCAGGACGGUUGACAAAGUGGAAGUAGGAUCUAGUGAUGUGGAAAGAUACUCCUGCUCACAAAGUCAUGCAAUUGUUUUCUGAGGAGAGUUGUUAAGCCAGCAAAUAUCUUUUCCCUUUUUUUUUUUUUUGCAAAGCCUUGAGCCAGUCCUCUAAGUGCACAUGCACGAGUCGGUUUGCCUCUUCAUGCCUCCUGUCUUUAUCUUCAUGCAGUAAUUAUUGUGAUUCCAUCUGGGGGACUGGCUGUGUGCGGUCAACCACAGUGGAUGAACAGUGAAAAAACAGGAGUUGUCUGACUGUCCUUAAAGCCACUUGUCCCUGUUUUGUCCUGGGAAGUGAAUUUGAGCACAGAUUACUUAAAAGCAGCUUGUUUUUCCCCCUCACAAAGUCUAAUUGAUUUUCAGCCAACAAGUUUCAUUAUACUAAUUGAAGGCUCAUAGCAAAGAUGUAUUGACAUCCAAAAAGCAUCGAUGCUGAUUCAGUACUCUUAAAUUUUACUACUUUGGCUGGAUCCAGAGAGAUAUUUUAAAUUCGUAAAAACAGUAAAUAGAUAUUUUUGAGUGACUUGCAUAUUGAUUUUGAACAAAACAUGAUUUGGGAGUUAAAAAACCAAGAAACAGUCCCUGGUCAGGGGGGCCUUGGCCUCUAAUAAGCCCUUGCUCUUUGCUCUACCAGAAUUGAAUCCCUGUUUGCUUCAUAAAUAACUGAGGUGGAACCAGCAAAGCGACAUCUCCACCCCUCUGUCAGAGCAGUAAUAGAUGGGGCCGGUUGUCAACAUAAAUUGUCUCACUCCAUAAAACACCAGAGGUGGUCUUCAAGAACACACAAACUCAAAUAACCAGAAUAAAUAUUAAAAUGUGCCAUGAAGUCUUUUAGAAAUAGAGCCAAAUGUGACUGAUUUAAUGUGUGAUGCUCCAGAGCUUCCCCCCCUUUUAAAACAGUGAAUGCUACUGUCUGUUUCAGCCUAAGCGCUGCAGCUUUUCUCAUUGUAUUACUCAUUAAAAAGCUCUGAGUUUGUGUCUCUGCUGAAUGAGACAAUUCGACUUGUGGUGAGUAUUGCAAAUGUGAGCAUUUUCUGUUUCUGUUUUUCUGCCUUGAGUUAAUCACCCAUUAUGCAGCAGUGAAGUGCCGGGCAAAGUUAUGUCAGAGCAGUGCUGGAAGACCACUUAGACAUGUUAUUUUUGGUGAAAUAGGAUGUGUAAACGUUAUAAAAUACUAUGUUGGUUGUCUUACAUGUUCAGUAGUCUACUUUUAAGAAAAAGUAACUGCUUGAUAAAUGUAAAUGUGAACACUGUGGACUGAAAUUGAACAAAAUUUCCAUUCAAAUGUCAUAAUGAAUUGAAAGCAUAUGAAAACUUUCAAUGGUAAUGCUUGUGUAAAGUUUAUAUACUAGUGGCUAAAAUAUGAGCUGUUUACUCCUGUUACUCAACUAACAGCAGGAGAAAGGUGUGUGAAAUAUGUCAAAGUUACAUGAUAAGGUAAAAAUUAAUAGUUUAAAACUACAACGUUAACAUUGAGGGGUGCACCAACUCUAAUAUGUUUAUUUAAUAUAACGCUACUCAGCCAAGCUUCAGAUCAAAGUUCAUAUAUUUUUGAUUGAUUAAUGCGACACAUUGCCUGCACAAAAAAAAACAAGCUAAACUCUCCUCCUCGUCCUCUUUCGAGUGGAGCGCUAAGACAGUCUGUAUUUAAGGAGGGCUUUACCCCCACUUUACACCAAGGUGUAAGAUUGAGGUUGUAACUCAUGCUUAGCUGGUGCCACCAAAAAAACAUUAGUUCCUAAACUCCACCUUAAAUCAGAAAUAACAUUUAAAAUAGGCGAAGUUUGAACUCAAGCACAGCUGAUGCAACCAAGUGCUGAAUAUUUGUUUUGGAUAAACUAGAAUCCAUUUUGAAAUGUCAGAAAGUGAAAAAUAACCUGGGAAUAUUUUGUGUCCUUUUUGAUGAAUGUCUCAGACUUCAGAUUUUAUGUGGCUACAGUGUCAGUUUUGCUCAUGGCACCCAAAGUCAAAGAUACCAUUUAAAUACUGUGAUGUCAUUUUGACACUUCAGCCUGCUCGGUCUUCCACCCCAACUCAAUAAAAAUCAAACAAAUACUUCUCUGUACACACCUCUGUUAGUAUUUUGUCUGUCAGCUGCUGUGACUCACAGCCUAACAGGGACACUACCAGCUUUAUUUGCAUCCCACUGAGCUUCCUUUUCUUGAUUUAUUUCGUGCUUAGGUAGCAAAAGCUGGCAAUUUAUAGCACAGCCAAGAUCAUUUGCAUUUCUACUGCAAGUCAUAAUGUCACCGCCAUGUUUCCUCAUUGCUCUAAGUGCCUAUUCUUCUUCUCUCUCUCUCUCUCUCUCUCUCUCUCUCUCUCUCUCUCUCGCUCUUUGCAGCAGCGUCCAGUGAAGCAGUCUCUGGGUGCUUGUGUCUGCCGGGACUCCCACUGGCGCUGCCUCCUGCUCUCCCUGCUCAUGUAUGGCUGCCUGGGUGUGGUGUUCUGGUGCCAGGUGACCCGUGUUACCAAGAUCAGCUUCAACUCGGCUCUCACCUCCUCCUUCGCAGCCUCCUUCACCUCCUCCCUGCGUGGGGCCACAGGCCUGGGUGUGGGAGGACACUCGAUGAUCUACCAUGACAGCCCCUGCUCUGAUGGCUACAUCUACAUUCCCCUGGCCUUCCUGCUCAUGCUCUAUGUUCUCUACCUGGCCGAGUGCUGGCACUGCAGAGCCCGGAGUGAGCUGCAGGUCAAAGCGGACGUGGACAGCGUGUAUGAACGAGUUCUGCGGAUGCAACAGGCCCAACCUUGCAUUUGGUGGAAGGCCAUCAGCUACCACUUUGUAAGGCGGACUCGGCAGGUCACUCGCUAUCGUAACGGAGAUGCCUACACCACCACUCAGGUGUACCAUGAGCGAGUGAACACCCACGUAGCUGAAGGAGAGUUUGACUACGGCCGCUGCGGGAUGAAGGAUGUAUCACGAGAGCUCAAAGGUUUGGAGGGACAUUCAGCAACUCGGCUGCGCUUUACCAAAUGUUUCAGCUUCACAGAGGCCGGCCCAGAAAAUGAUUACCUCAACCAGAGAGCCAGAUUCUUCUCCGAGAUCGAGGGUUUGGACGACUACAUGGAGGCCAGAGAGGGAAUGCAGUUGAAGAACGUGGACUUCAGAGAAAAUCUGAUCACCUAUGUCGACCCAGAGAGGAUGCCUUGGUACACGUCCAAUGUUGCCUUCUGGCUGGCAGCUCUCCUAAUGCUGUCCUGGCCUCUGAGGGUGCUGGUAGAGUAUCGCACUGCCUAUGUGCACUACCGCAUAGAGAAACUGUUUGGGUUAGAGUACAAUCACACCGGAGACUCUCCUCUAGAUGAAGAUGGGCCUUUGAGGAGUACUGGAUGUGUAAUUCCAAGAGUAGACACUCUGGACAGUACUGAGAUGGAGUGGCACAUCCGUUGUAAUAGGCAGAUGAUUCCUAGCUAUUCUGAGGCCAUGCUGAUCAACAUGAGCACAGCAGAUUCAAACUCCUUACAGGACACAGAAAACACCUCCUCCUCAAACUGCAUCCUCCUGGACUCCUCUCCUCAGAGCUACGGCGCCCUCCAAAGCCAGGACGACCCUGAGAGACGCAGCGAGCCCAGCAGACAGCGAGGAGGCCGGCGGAGGACGGUCACCAGCUCCAGCUGCUCCUCCAUCUUCUCCUGCCGGGGAGCUCUCUUCCACUCCCACCUCUCCUCUGACACGUCCCGUUUUUCCCUGUGCCGCAUGUACGGCUCCCAUCGCACCGUCGCUCUGUGGAGGAGCCGCAGCAGUAACCUGACUGAGCCCUGCUGCAUGGACGAGCAGUGCUGCAGGUCAGACUCAAGCCAGCUGGCACUCAGUGACAGCCCUCCAACCUACAGAGAUGCUCGGUUCUUCCCAGUUCUUAUUGUGCAUCGGUCUGAAGGACGUGGAAGCGAGGAUGGGAGGGGAGUGAGGCGGUAUUAUAUACGGAGGGGCUCAUCCUGUGUGGAGACGGCUCUGUGAGGGACCUACAGAGACAUACUGAUUGUGAUUCAAUUUAAGGUGAAAGGUUAAAGAGACUUUGACUAGAGCUGCAACUACAAUAACAUCCUAUUUGAUCAAGGUGUUUUACAGCUAUCGGAGUGGAAUCUGAAUAAAGUGUGCAUACAUGCCACUACCACAUGAAAACUGCUCCACCUAAACAUCCCACUGUUUUCAAAACAUACAUCGAUAAUAAAAAAAAAUGUCACAGUCAAACUUCACCAUAUCUUACCUAGUCCUUGUUUAUGUUGGCAUAUGUGGCAGGAACACAAUAUAAGAUAAAAGAGGAUUUGCAUGUGAUUUGCAUUACCAAAGCUGUUUUUGUGUCUUUGAGUUGAAUUAUUGUCAGUUAAGUGAAACCAAAGACAUGAAAAUUCUGUUUUUUCUCCUAAAUAUUUUUGAUUACCACAAAACAUCUAUUAAUGAGAGAUAUGUAAAGGGUACAUGAAGUAAAUGUCAAAACAGAAGCAAUAAACAAAGUUCUGAAGGA
This is a messenger RNA of Xyrichtys novacula (pearly razorfish), 5587 nucleotides long. The record is from the annotation of a GenBank genome assembly. NCBI's taxonomy places the organism in Eukaryota, Metazoa, Chordata, Actinopteri, Labriformes, Labridae.